GUAAUUAUAAGAAUGUUGUCAUGUAUGACUUUAAGCCCCUGGUAGAAGGAUGGGAUGUGACGCUAUCAUUGUAUUUUUUUCUUUUUCAAAUAAUGUAUUUAUAUUUCAUGACCCUGUUUUUAAAAGUACUUGUUUAUGAUACAAAAUAUUUCUUGUUUUUGCAGAAGUGGUUCUUUGUAUCUCAUACUUAAAUGGGAGAACUUUCAUGGUCAUAAAUCUCUAUCAUGACCAUAAUUAAAGUGAAACAUCAGAAGAAAUGCUAUCUAAAUCCAUCUGUAAAUACUAAAUACCAUUUUGUUCUCCAGCUUAGGCUGAGUCCCAUCAUCACAUGCCAUUAAAGCUUGAUGUUCCUCCAUUAUAGUGGUUGUGGAUCCUUAUGUGAGGAGUGUCUCUGAGUGUCUUCAAAAUAUUGUGCUUGUGGGGGCAAGAAAGUAAGGAUCUAGUGAGAUGGGGAAACUCAGUUUUGGCAGGGUGUUAGAUUGUUUUUGUCUUUCUUCGGGAUCGACCUCUUGUUUCUGCAUCAACUCCUUGGAAGCCCAAGAUGAGUUUGAGAGAAAGCCAUUGAUUGUCAGUGAUGAUGAUAGGCAGCUGGUCAGACUGAAGGAUGUUAUUGCUGAGAAGCAGACCCUGGCUUUUCAGUUAAAGCCUAAGAUGGUGGUGCUAAGGGUGUCCAUGCACUGCAAUGGUUGUGCAAGAAAAGUUGAGAAGCAUAUCUCGAAGAUGGAAGGAGUGACCUCCUACCAAGUGGACCUAGAAAGCAAGAUGGUGGUGGUUGUUGGAGACAUUGUCCCCUUAGAAGUGUUGGAGAGUGUCUCUAAAGUGAAGGUUGCAGAGCUUUGGAAGACCCCAUGAUUUGAGAAAACAAACACCCAUCUCAAUGCUUUAGCCACCCCCACAAAGGCCAAAUUGAAAAAAUAUAUACUUUUUUACUAUUUAUUCACCCUAUAUUUGAACAAUAUACUACUACAUUUUCAAGGUCCUAUCUUGUGUUGAAACAGAAAAAGAGCAAAUUUUCAGGUCUCUCUGUGUGAAGCUUGAACUAGAACCAUAUGUAACUCUUGGCAACUACCCCUUAUAUUAUUGUACUUUUAUUUGGUGAAAUGUAUAUGAAAAAAUUGAAGUAUUAGCAAGUUUGAUAAA
Vitis vinifera (wine grape) is the source of this 1140-nucleotide messenger RNA. Its product is annotated as protein SODIUM POTASSIUM ROOT DEFECTIVE 2. The record is from RefSeq and is a predicted model, not a curated record. NCBI's taxonomy places the organism in Eukaryota, Viridiplantae, Streptophyta, Magnoliopsida, Vitales, Vitaceae. The transcript has 4 exons. Gene Ontology annotation, molecular function: metal ion binding. Bases 448 to 852 code for a protein of 134 amino acids.